GGGCCCGGUGCCCGCGCCGAAAGUUGCUUCGAGGCUGCCCAGAGCCUCUCGCAGCGGAGUGUCGUUGCGGUUUGCCGCUGCUGCAGAGCCAGCCCAGUCUCUGGCGGUGGGUGACUCCGGGGCAUCUCGAGCGGGUGGCAAACCGGGAGGGCAGAAACGACCCGCGCGUGUGACAGAGGAGCCCCGCUGCCCGCCGUGCCAAGAUGAUGGCGUGCACCGAGAUGCUGACGAUGUGCCUGCUCUCCGCCAAGCACGCGUACAGCCCCAAAGCCAAGGAGUCCUCGCCGCACUUGGGCCAAGGACUGGCCAUCUUCCAUGAUAUUUUCCGACGAGCUGACAAGAACGAUGAUGGGAAGCUGUCAUUUGAAGAGUUUAAGAAUUGCUGUUCUGACGGUAUCCUGAGUUCUGAAGAACUGUGGGAGGUAUUCAGUGGCAUUGACAGGUGUGAUUCAGACAAUUUGGAGACUGAAAAAUUGUGCGAUUAUUUCUCAGGACAUCUGGGAGAAUACAGAAAUGUUCUGUCUGCUUUGGAACAGCUCAACAUUGCUGUCCUGUCAGCCAUGGAUAAAACCAAAAUGGAAUAUGAGAACUCCUCUAAGAUGGAACAGUUUAUGACCCGCUUUCUGCUACGUGAGACAAUGAACCAACUGCAGUCCCUGCAUGUUUCACUGGAAUGUGCUGCAGACACCAUUGAAGAACAGGCUGGCCGGGAAAGGACUGAUGUGAACAAAUCAGAAGUGUCCAUUGGUCCACGCUCUGUGAAAAGAUGUGGUCGUAGGGCUCAGAAGAACAUCUGCUUAUCUCCUACAGAUCCUUAUUCAGGGAUGCUGACCACAGGUAUUUGUGUGGAAGCUGACAGCCAGUGGACAGCUGAGAUGAAUCGGCUACAACAGCUCAUUGGGAAGCUGGAAUGUCAGAGUCCAAGGCUGGAGCCGCUGAAAGAGGACAAUGUUUGCAAAGGAAGAGACUCUCACAUCCUGGUGUCACAAAGGGAGAUAUCAGUGACGGAAAAUGGAUUAGAGGCAUUUCGCCAAGCUCUUCAGUCCUAUACAGAAACCACAGCCGAACAGAGCAGCUGCCUACAUGUGUCUGCCCACAAACUGACAAGUGAGGCAUGCUUUAUCCUCUAUGAGUUCUGGCAAGACGUGCCUUCAUGGAGAAGCCAUCUGCAAUCUAAUUGCUGCAAGAAGUUCCAGCGGAUCCUCACUGAUUUAUUGGAUUCUCCAGAACUCUUAACCACCAUGUUUUUUCCAGCUUCUUGGUGGAUCAUGAACAACAACUGAUCCCCUCCGCUGCAUUUCUACGAAGCAACCAGCAUGCUGACGGAUCGAGUGUUACCUUUAAAAGGCAGCCUCCUUUCCUGGGUUAUUCUUCUCCAUCCCAACUGCUUCCAUGCCUCUUUCCUCCUCUAUAUUCUUGUGCAAUGCUUGUAUCUUCCUUUCUUUGACAUCUGUAAGAAUGGGAGAGUACUUCUGAAUGCACCCUGCCAUCAUUCCUGAAUGUUAUUUGCACUCCUCUACUAUUUCGACAUAGAACUUUCACGCAGAAUGAUGACAUAGUUUUUUUAGUCUUUCAGGUUAUACAAAUGGUGUAAGGCAAAAGCAUGAGGUGAGAUGAGAUGAGGAUACAAAACCAUCCGUUGAAGUGUGAUGGUACACAAAGGAAGCAUAAUUCUGAAGGGCUGUUGUACAGCUGUGAGUCUGAAGUUGUAAUGAAGAACCAAACUGAGAGUUUGUCUGUUAUUAUUGUACAAAGCUCUAGAGACUAAUUAAAGAAAAGAUAUAAAGAUUUUGAGGCAGUUGUGACCAGUGUUUCCGACCGUGUGCCUCAAGCUAUUAUGGUGUGCUAAGGAAAUGUCUACCCGUGAGAGUAAAAAUGAGAAGAUAAAAAGAUUUCUUCAGAACGUAUCAAUACUUUGUGUUCAAGCCUGUGUGUAUUCUGUGAUUCUGCAGAAGCACAGAGAAAUCAUAAACACAGUUGAGUCUAUAGUCUGAGAAACAGAUACUGUGUCCAUAGUGUCCAAUUUCUUGUGGCUUGGAUGGUUUUAAAAGGGAUUAAGACAAAUUCAUGGAAGACACAUCUACCAGUAGCCAUGGUGGCUGGACAGAGGCUAUGUCUUCACAUGCAGCAUGCUGUUGAAUUCCCCUUGACGAUGGGCAAACAGCACCUUCAUGCCAUGUUUGUGCGUUUCCUUAAGGCUUCUGGUUGGAGACACUAGAAGCAAGAUGCUAGACUAGCUGUGACAUUAAUCUAAUCAAGCUGGAUACUGUUCAUAUGUUAAACAUGUGAAAUCCACCUUCCUUGACAGUGUGACCCUUUCUGGGUAUCAUUUCCUGUUAAUUUAUGGGUACAUAUGAACAGCACCUUAUUUAUGAACUGUGAAGCAAACAAUAUGAAUGCGGUUGAUUAUAGCCCAAGAUUGGCUAGUAUCUGUGUUGUUGGCAAACCAACACAGGAUCUGGUGGCUGCACAAACUGGUUCUCAUCACAAAUAGGCUGCAAAAUAGAGUUGGCAUUAUACAGCAAUAAUCACUUCACAAAUAGGCAAGACAGGCACUAAAUUGUUGUUAGGGCAUUAUAUUAUUUUGUACCCCUGUUUUAUACCCAUGAAAUUAGUCCAGAUUCCCCCCAGCCACACAGCAGCUACAGGGAGUGUUUUAAAAAAAAUAAAAGAGAAUACGAAAAGGCUUGGGAGUCCACUGCAGGGGACAAAGGACCCCUCGUCACACCCUCCCAGCGAGCCAUUUCUCCAUGAUGAAACAGUGCUGGGCAGGGGAGAGUUAUUUCUCAAUUUCUGCUGUUCCACAUGAAGUACUUUGUGCACACGAGCAGCAACAAUCAGAAAAUAAUCCCUCCCAGGCCUGUUUAGGCAUGGGAAAAUGGCUUGGGUGGGGGGGAGAGGAGCUUCACCCCCCCCCCCCCAGGGGCCUUUCCUUAACCCAUUUAAAAUUUAAAACCAUUUAAAAUAACCCCCUUUACUUUUUGGAAGUCAUUAUCUUGCAAUUGUUGUGGGGCUGCAGGGAAACUGUACCCAAUUCCUUAAAGUCCGAAGAUAUAGUUUGGCCCUGAGUUUCAGAGAAAUUACAAUUGUAAUUCCCUUUUCUUCUGGAUAUUCUUCUUCUGGAUGGGUAUUCUGGUUCUGACCCAAUACGUUCACACACUUUUACAGAAAGUGGGGGCAGUAGGAGGUUUGUGGCUAGAAUAUAUUUAAUCAUUUGACCCCCAAAGAACAAGACAGGAUGCUAUCUGAAACCGCUUAGACCAUGUCUGUUUCACAGAGUUAAACUGGCUUUAUAUUUAUUCUAUUUCCUGAGACAUUUUGGGAACUGUAGUUCUGUGACAGGAAAGUAUCUAUUACUGAGAAUUCUCUGCACCAUCAUUAACUUCAAUUUCUAAAUCAUUCAGGGGACUCUGUAACAGUUAAACUGCUAUAAGGCCACCAUAAGUUUUGUAGUGUAGUCCCCUGUGUUUCUACCUGAUUGCCAGUACCUAGUCAAGCAACACAUAUUAUUUCUGUUUUAAAUAAAACGAACCUUUCAGAGACAUGAACAAGUGCAUGUGUUAUUAAAAUAAGAAACGAAAUUCUCUGAAAUGGUGGUUUGAUGCUUUGCACUCUGCAUAUAUUCUUGUGAAUAGUUUUCUUACAAACAGGGAAUGGAAAGUUUUGUUUUCAACAUGAGAAAGCAAAAGAUCAGCCCAAGGAGAGAAUAGAAACUUUAUUUUAUUAAUGCUUGGUUAUUUAUUAUUCUUUUAAUGUAUAUGCAAGGCUAUGUGUGUAUUAAACAACCCAAACAUGACUAUGUUCUCCAGUUUCCCUGUCUCUUAAUAAACAGUCCAUUGUGCUGCUCUGAAUUGGUUAG
This is a messenger RNA of Sphaerodactylus townsendi, 3859 nucleotides long. It is a transcript of the gene NECAB3, whose product is annotated as N-terminal EF-hand calcium binding protein 3. Gene Ontology annotation, biological process: regulation of amyloid precursor protein biosynthetic process. Gene Ontology annotation, cellular component: endoplasmic reticulum; cytoplasm; Golgi cis cisterna. The record is from RefSeq and is a predicted model, not a curated record. Gene Ontology annotation, molecular function: calcium ion binding. The coding region runs from base 204 to 1283 and encodes 359 amino acids. Lineage: Eukaryota; Metazoa; Chordata; Lepidosauria; Squamata; Sphaerodactylidae. The transcript has 13 exons.